Chelmon rostratus (copperband butterflyfish) is the source of this 1963-nucleotide messenger RNA. RefSeq names its product synaptosome associated protein 29 (gene snap29). NCBI's taxonomy places the organism in Eukaryota, Metazoa, Chordata, Actinopteri, Chaetodontiformes, Chaetodontidae. The coding region runs from base 76 to 858 and encodes 260 amino acids. The transcript is spliced from 6 exons. Gene Ontology annotation, molecular function: SNAP receptor activity; syntaxin binding. Gene Ontology annotation, biological process: synaptic vesicle fusion to presynaptic active zone membrane; exocytosis; synaptic vesicle priming. The record is from RefSeq and is a predicted model, not a curated record. Gene Ontology annotation, cellular component: plasma membrane; SNARE complex.
CGGAAGUGUUCUGUAGUUCACAGUCAUCUGACGGAGCAACAACAACGUCGAACGUUACAGCUCAGACGGUCAAAGAUGGCCUACCCUAAAUCCCACAACCCGUUUGCAGAUGAUGACGAUGAGGAAGAUUUUAAGCCUAAAAGUAGGGGGUUUAAUGACGACUCCACAGACAGCGGGAUGAGUGAUGCAGAGCGAAGGCAGAGGUACCUCCAGCAGGAAGUGAUGCGAACUGCUCAGUCUGCUGUGGACAGCAGCUACCGUUCCCUCGGCCUCAUCUAUGAAUCAGAGAAGAUGGGUGUGGAAACUGCAGAGGAGCUGAUACGACAGGGUGAGGUUCUGAAGAGGACGGACAAGAUGUUGGACAACAUGGAUCAGGACCUGAAGACUAGUCAGAGGCACAUUAACGGUAUCAAGAGUGUGUGGGGCGGCCUUGUCAAUUACUUCAAGGGGAAACCAGAGACAAAGCCACCACCUGAGGAGGCAAAAGCCUACCAGGCCAGCGAAGGAAUACAGAACGCUUUGUCUAGCAGCAGACAGCAUGAAGACAAGUACCAAGCCAGCCACCCCAACCUAAGAAAGUUGGAUACAGGAGGAUUUGGAGCUGCGGCAUCACUGGAUGGCAGUUCAUCUAGACAGAGUGGAUGCCCUCAGAACAGACACCUCAGGGAGGCUCACCAGACCCUUGACAAAAAUUUAGAUGAGAUGUGCGAUGGCUUGAGCAGACUGAAGAACCUUGGUCUUGGUCUCCAGUCUGAGAUUGACAACCAGGACGACUCCAUUGAUGCUCUUCUGAAUAAAGUGGACAAGAUGGAUAGCAAGAUCCAGAACACAAACCAACAGAUCAAAAAACUCAAAUGAAACAAACACUUGGACUUACUGACAAAAGACAACAAUAGGUCAUCCUCUCACUUGUCUCUCCAUCCAGGCUUUUGUUGAUUACAGUAUGUAUUCUUUGAUUUUUUAAAAGUUUUUUAUGGAUGAAACUUGUAACUCUAGCAGAUAAACAAGUGAACCUAUUUUUGUCCUUAUUAUUUUCGUCUUGAAUGCCUGAAGGUCAUUUCUCGUUUCAGAUUUGCCCACAAAUUUUAAGUUUCCAUAGAAAUUCUUCCUUCCACUUCACUGAUUUUUUAUUUUUGUGCUUUGAAGGAAAGACUCUGUUUCGUGUGUGUAUUGAUGUAAAAGACUGUCUCUGUCCAGGUUAAAACACUUCAUUGUCUCCAUCAAGCUGCACUGCACUUCUGUGUAAAUGGAGUUUGUUGGAUUUGCAUUGGUUUGGGUGAUCAGAGCACCCGAGAUCAGAGAACAGCUUUUCUUGAUUGCCAAAGACGUUCCAGUGGCUACGAGUUCGCUCAUUAUUCAGGCAAAACAGAUGACUGGUGAGUAAGGUGUACGUCUAAAACUAGAAUGUUUUGUGUUUAUAGUUCAUUUGUCAGUGCUAACUAAUUCCUGGACCUGCCUUUACGUACAUACAGAAACACUUUGGAUGUCUGCUCAAGUCACUUUUGCCUUACAGAUAGCUUGUAUGUACAGUACACUAUGGUAUUGUGUCUGCUUCUGUCUCCAGUGGUAUUUUCUCACCACAAGUUGCUUCACUUUGUAUGUAUGUUCAUGUUCCUCAGUGCUUUCCUUAGCUUUAUAUCAAUUGUUUCUAUAAAUAUUUUAUUGAAUGCUGCAGAAUGUGAUGGAGUGAAUGAUUGUACAUCAUGUGAACAAGCUAGCUGUGAAUAUAAUAUCUCAAAACUGAAAGAAUAUCCCCAUUAUCAUCAUCAUCAUCAUCAUACAUCCUCCCUGGGAUGCUUUUAUGAGUAGAUUAACCACUACCAUGUUUUUUAUGAAUUAAAACACAUGGGUAUCGUAAUGAAAUAUUACGAUAAUGAUUUAUGGUCACAAGGUUUCAUUUUUGCUACGUAUAUCAUGUUUUCUUUUCAAAACCACGUACCCAAUAAAAACAUAUGUGAGGGGG